GUUGUAUUCUUUUCCGUUCAUUGUAACAGCAGUGGCGCAUCUUGUUUAUAUUAAUAUCUUUGGCGGGAUUAUAAAUACGCCAUCGUUUCCGUAUAUUGGAUUGAAUGUGGCUAGCAAGCGUUUUAUCCGCUGUUUUCAAUGACAUUUAAAAGGGUGUGGAUAAGAAGGCUUAAUUACAAUGACAGGAGAGACAGAAAAUACGAACGUGCGUGUCUCUGACCAUGCAGAGCUCGCCUUGCUGUGUCAGAUGUUUAACAGAGAGGAGUUGUUUACGAUGGCUGUGCGGUAAUGUCAGUGUACUGCUCUGAUGGUGUCAAAAAUGAGGAUGGGCAAUUUGCGAUCUCAGCUUUAACAUCUAGACAGAUUGUUAAUAAUUCCUAAUUAGUUUCUUGUUUGAUUUGAGUAAGAUAGUUCUGCGAUAACAAUGGAGUACAUAACUGAGGACAUUAGAGAGGACUGGACUUUGCUACUCUGGACCACAGUUGCUGUUCUAGUGCCGGUGCUCAUUACGCUGUGGUGCAGCUUUCAGCGUCCCAAACGCAAAGUUAUGCUGCAAGGUCUAUUCCGAAAAGGCAAACAUGGCUGGCACUACACGGACCUGUUCAACAAGCCCACCUACUGCUGCAUGUGUUCUCAACCCAUCCUGCAAGGGGCGUUUUGUGACUGCUGUGGCAUAUGUGCGGAUGAGGAGUGCAUACAGAGAGCAGAUCGUAACCUUCCAUGUAAGGAAAUCAUGACUCAGAAAGAUGGAGAGUUCUGCCACCGGUGGGUCAGGGGUAACCUACCCCUCACCAGCCACUGUAGUGUGUGCAAACAGCAGUGCGGGACACAGCCUAAACUCUGCGAUUAUAGGUGUAUAUGGUGUCAAAGCACAGUGCAUGACGACUGCCUGUCCAGUCUGAAAGAUAGAGAUCUAUGUGAUCUGGGAGAGUUCCGGUCUGUUAUAAUACCUCCAAACUACCUCUUUCAAGUCAACAAGCUCUGCUGCAGACACCCAGAUGAGUACAGCAAGCUUGCUGCGCUGUGUGGAAGUGGCUGGACUCCAGUCCUGGUUUUAGCAAAUACACGAAGUGGCAACAAUAUGGGGGAUGUUCUACUGGGAGAGUUUCGUACCCUUCUCAAUCCUGUGCAGGUGUUUGAUCUCUCUGAGCUUCCCCCCUCUAAAGCUCUUCAGCUGUGUACUAUUCUGCCCCCGGGCAGUGUGCGUGUCCUGGUGUGUGGAGGAGAUGGCACUGUGGGGUGGGUUCUGGAUGCAAUCGACACAAUGAAGCUGAAGGGUCAAGAUCGUUUUAUCCCUUAUGUAACUAUCCUGCCAUUGGGCACAGGAAAUGAUUUAUCAAACUCUCUGGGAUGGGGACCUGGUUAUGCUGGUGAGAUCCCAGUAGAACAGGUGCUCAGGAAUGUUUUAGAAGCUGAGGUGGUCAAGAUGGACAGGUGGAAAGUCCAGGUGGUUUCAAAAGGACACUACUUUCUGAAAUCGAAGGUGUUGUCCAUGAAUAAUUACUUCUCAGUGGGUCCAGAUGCUCUCAUGGCGCUGAACUUCCAUGCACACCGGGAAAAAACACCCUCCUUCUUUUCUAGCCGUAUCCUAAACAAGGUAGUGUAUUUCCUCUAUGGCACCAAAGAUUGCUUAGUGCAGGAAUGUAAAGACUUGGAUAAGAAGAUUGAGCUAGAACUGGAUGGAGAGCUAGUGACAUUGCCCAGUCUGGAAGGUAUAAUAGUGUGUAAUAUUGGCUACUGGGGUGGUGGCUGUAGACUGUGGGAGGGAAUGGGAGAUGAACCUUAUCCUCCAACACGUGUGGAUGAUGGUUUAUUAGAGGUGAUGGGUGUGUAUGGCUCAUUCCACUGUGCACAGAUCCAGGUGAAACUGGCCAAUCCUGUCAGGCUAGGACAGGCACACACAGUACGGCUGGUGUUGAAGAGUUCGCAAAUGCCAAUGCAGGUGGAUGGGGAGCCGUGGGCACAGGGUCCAUGUACCAUCACCAUUACCCAUAAGACCCAGGCUCCCAUGCUGUAUCACAGUACGGAACAGACAGAUGAUGAUGACUCCAGCCUGUCAGACACUGAAGAACCUUUAAACAAUCUCACUGAGCAGCAAGGUCCAAGUAAAAGAGUAUCAGGAAAGCCAUAAGGCUCAUGAGAGAUCCAAAAAGUUGAAGGACAGGCAAACAUCCUGUUGUGUUUUUACACACCCUGAUGUUAUGUCAUAUAUGUUUUAACUAUAAUAUUGUUAAAAUAAUGUGCAUGUGCUACUGUAAUAGCUACAUCUGCUGUGUUUAUUCCUAAACCCCCAAAGCACAUUCUGAAUUGUCCACAAGAUGUAUGUCUCCAUUGAAACAAGAGAUGUGUAGAUUUGCGUGUUUGUUUUGCUCAGGAAGUGAUACCUUAACUGUGGCUCAGGUUUUGGCCUAUUUAAGUCCAAAGUUAUAAAAGUAAAAAAUACAUUCAGUGGACAAUGUUUCUUAAAUGUUUCUUAGUUGUUUUAUGCUUUGUCUUGUUUUUGUUAAAUGGAUAAAUAUGUUUUGUUCUCUACCAAACUGCACUUUGUGUUUGAAUUUGCUGAUUAACAACUAUUUUUGUAUUAUAUUAGAUGUACUUUUCUCCUGUUACAAUGUCUUUGCAUCCCACUUAAAUAAAAGUGAAAAAUGUUUAA
Molecule: messenger RNA, 2653 nt
Organism: Triplophysa dalaica
Lineage: Eukaryota; Metazoa; Chordata; Actinopteri; Cypriniformes; Nemacheilidae
Gene: dgke
Product: diacylglycerol kinase, epsilon
Exons: 11
Coding region: 425-2131 (568 amino acids)
Molecular function (GO): ATP-dependent diacylglycerol kinase activity
Source: RefSeq, a predicted model, not a curated record